CAACGGCGCGCCUGUGAUCCUUCAACAAAGUGGCCACGUCUUUGGGCCUUUGAUCAACUCCAACUCCAACCUUCACCAACCGCCCUUGAAUGCUCUCUCCGCAUCCCAACAGCAUCCUGUGAUGCUCCCGCGCCUACCAUGUCUGGAUAUCUCUCCAUGCUAGGCUGGGCCUUCCUGCCCGGUCUCGCAACCUCUUGGAUUCAGACCAUCUACUAUGGCGUUACUAUUCGCGCCGGCGACCCCAAGCCCGCCCCCGGCUCCGUUCGGUUCAACACCCACCGCCGCAUUAUACACAUCCUCGUCAUCGCCACAUACCUUCUCUACACCAUCUACGAGGCCGACUACGACCAGCGCCGCGAACCAUCCUACUACGCCGACCUCGGCGUCUCCUUUACCGCACACGACCGCGAGAUAAAAUCGCGUUUCCGCCGCCUCGCCGCUCUUCACCAUCCUGACAAGGCUGGCGCCAACGCUCCGGACUCGGCCGCCUUCUUCAUGCACCUCAAGCAGGCCAGCGACACCCUCCAAGACACAGCCAAGCGCUUUGCCUACGAGCGCUUUGGGCCUGAGAUUGCGCGCUGGCAGAAGUGCAUCACCAUCAAGGACUUUGUGUCUCGCGGUGUUAUCUCUGGCAUCCUGCCUCAUUACGGCGUUGCUGCCGCCUCCAUUUAUAUCCUAGGCCUUUUUGGCUACAUGGAGUUUGGAAAAUACUACCGCUGGCUCAUCCUGCUUACGCUGUGUACGUUUGAGCUCCAUACCGUCACGCGCCCUGACUUCCCUCCCUUUGUCACGGGCAUCAACGCUAUCCUCACUCGGGUUACCACCCACCACCCUUACCUCCCCUUCCAGAUCAUAUCGCUGGCCCGGAAGCUCACAAUUACUGGCUACAUCGCACUCGCCCAGAUCGGCCCGCUCCUUGCGAUACAGUUUAACGGCGAUCAGAAGGCUGCCGAGGAGACUGAAGAGAAGGCGCUCAAGCAGAAUCUGGAUCGCCUCGAGGCGUUUUCCAAGCAGCUUGAUGGUGAUGCCGUGCGGCUGCUGGACAUGGAGUUGGCUCCGUACAAGGGCGAUGCCGAGGCGACGUCUAAUCUACAGGGAAAGAUGAGGGAGUGGUUGGUGCAGAACACGAUCCGGGCCGAUCCGAUGGUUAGGGACGCGCUGGGGACUUCGUUGAAGCGGAGGAGGGUUGAUGCUCCAUCUGGCGCCAAGGGCAAUCGAUAAAAUCUAGACAAAGACAACCUAUUAUACCUAAAUAGACCAAAUAAUUUACAAAAUAAACAAGACGACCAAACCGUCCAUCGGUCUCCAGUGUCAUCAACCACCGGCUUGAAACCGACGGAUAACCAUG
Molecule: messenger RNA, 1348 nt
Organism: Ilyonectria robusta
Lineage: Eukaryota; Fungi; Ascomycota; Sordariomycetes; Hypocreales; Nectriaceae
Exons: 2
Coding region: 139-1221 (360 amino acids)
Cellular component (GO): endoplasmic reticulum
Molecular function (GO): misfolded protein binding; protein-folding chaperone binding
Source: RefSeq, a predicted model, not a curated record